CGUUGGAUUGUGUCCGGCGCAGUUUCAGCAGCCAACACAGUCCUAGUUAUCACUUUAUUUCUUCAUUUUGACGACUCCAUCGAUUUUAUUUACCUGAUGUAAUUGUUUUGACUCACAUGACAUGUUUCAAAGCCAAGCCAGCAGACAUUUUGAAAGUUAGCGGGUAACUUUUGGAUUUUGGGGUAACAGUGAAGAGAGCUAAUCACCAUCAUCAUGCUACUUGAGUUGCUCCUGCUUUUGGCAUCAUGUUGCAUCGGGGAGUCAAAGAGAAGAAACGUCCUUCUAAUAAUUGCUGAUGAUGCAGGUUUUGAGACGGAGGUGUAUAACAACUCUGUGGUCCACACCCCCCACCUGCGCUCUCUGGCCCAGCGUAGCUUGGUGUUCAACAACGCCUUCACCUCUGUCAGCAGCUGCUCCCCCAGCCGCUCCACCAUCCUCACAGGCCUGCCGCAGCACCAGAACGGCAUGUACGGGCUUCAUCAGGGUGUUCACCACUUCAACUCGUUUGAAGGAGUGCAAAGUCUGCCGCUGCUCCUCAGACAAGCCAACAUACACACAGGUAUAAUCGGGAAGAAGCAUGUCGGUCCUGGAUCUGUAUACCCUUUUGAUUUUGCAUACACAGAGGAGAACAACUCUGUCCUCCAGGUGGGGAGGAACAUCACUCGCAUCAAACUCCUGGUCCGCAAGUUUUUCCAGACCCAAAAAGAAGAAGCCUAUGAACGAAGGCAAAAGAAAGAAGAGAAUAAAGACAGUCUAAAAGAUGAAGAGAGGCCGUUUUUACUUUAUGUUGCCUUCCACGACACUCACCGCUGUGGACACUCGCAGCCCCAGUACGGAGCGUUCUGUGAGAAGUUUGGGAACGGUGAAAUGGGGAUGGGCAGAAUACCUGACUGGACACCAGAAUAUUACACACCAGACCAAGUGAAGGUUCCUGCCUUUGUGCCGGACACACCUGCAGCGCGAGCCGACUUGGCAGCACAGUACACCACGGUGAGCAGGCUGGACCAAGGUAUCGGUUUGGUUCUUCAGGAGCUGAGGGACGCUGGUUAUGAGAACGACACGCUUGUCAUGUACAGCUCCGAUAACGGCAUCCCCUUCCCGAACGGCAGAACCAACCUGUAUCGCUCCGGCACAGCAGAGCCCAUGUUGGUGUCCUCUCCAGAGCACAGAGAGCGAUGGGGAGACACCAGCCAGGCCUACGUCAGCCUGCUGGACAUCACUCCCACCAUUCUGGACUGGUUUUCUGUUCCCUACCCGUCCUACAGCCUCCCCGGCAGCCCCGCCGCUCUGGUCCGCCUCACCGGCCGCUCCUUACUGCCAGCUCUGGUCACUGAGCCCAGCAGCUGGCACACCGUCUAUGCCAGCCAGUCCCUCCACGAGGUAACCAUGUACUACCCAACCCGCUCUGUCCACCAGGGGGCGUACCACCUUCUCCACAACCUACACUACCGCAUGCCCUUCCCCAUCGACCAGGACCUUUACGUGUCACCCACCUUCCAGGACCUGCUGAACCGCACCAGGCUGAGCGAGCCCACUCACUGGUUCAAAAGCCUGGAGCAGUAUUACUACAGAGAGCGCUGGGAGCUGUACGACACCAGGGCGGACCCACUGGAAAGCAGGAACCUGGUGCCAGACCCGUCCUACAGCGGCGUGCUGGAGAGCCUGAGGCAGAGUCUGCAGAAGUGGCAGUGGCAGACGGGGGACCCCUGGGUCUGUGGACCUGACUACGUCCUUGAGGACAAACUAGAGCCGCACUGCAGACCCCUCUACAAUGGACUCUAAUGGUACUUUUACUCAUCUUGACUGACAUGAUGUCUGCAUACACAAACACAUUCCUCUGAUAAAAUAAAUGACAUUUGUAUUUUUGUAUGUGAGUGCUGCUUUUAGUGCUUAAAAAUAAACUUGAAUUGCCUUGAUACCUAACAUUGUUUCCGGUAUAGUCUCAUUCUUCUUUAUGUCAGCAGAUAAUUUCAUCAUUCAGGUGAGUGGUCCUUCUUAUCUCUUUCUAUACAUUUAAAAGUACAUUUCCCGUCAUCCAGACGUCCUCAUAAACCUGUCUCAUAGAGAGGCAACGUGGUUACACACCGACUGCUCUGUUAUUAUUUAAUUGAAACAAAUGUAGAAAUGGACCCGUCUUUGUUUUACUCUCCGUCACUGUUGCUCUCCUACUGAUCUGCUGUUUACACAGUUCAUGACGCGUGACCGGAGAGGUCGACAAAUCAGUCGGGAAAAGUUUUAUUGAUUCCUCAGAGCUCCACUUUGAAGUGACACAGAUUCGCAAUCA
Chelmon rostratus (copperband butterflyfish) is the source of this 2284-nucleotide messenger RNA. RefSeq names its product N-sulfoglucosamine sulfohydrolase (sulfamidase) (gene sgsh). Gene Ontology annotation, molecular function: N-sulfoglucosamine sulfohydrolase activity. The transcript has 9 exons. Lineage: Eukaryota; Metazoa; Chordata; Actinopteri; Chaetodontiformes; Chaetodontidae. The record is from RefSeq and is a predicted model, not a curated record. Gene Ontology annotation, biological process: heparan sulfate proteoglycan catabolic process; glycosaminoglycan catabolic process. The coding region runs from base 214 to 1782 and encodes 522 amino acids.